Molecule: messenger RNA, 2534 nt
Organism: Pogona vitticeps (central bearded dragon)
Lineage: Eukaryota; Metazoa; Chordata; Lepidosauria; Squamata; Agamidae
Source: RefSeq, a predicted model, not a curated record
UCUUUCUCUUUAAGUAUACGCAUUUCCAGAUCUUUCGGUCCAGGAUGCUGGAGGUGGAAGAGUAGUUCCGUUGAUGAACGAGCGCUGCAGUACAGGGUUGGCGAUCACAUCCACGGGUUCACAGUCAAUCAGGUGACUCCUGUACCAGAGUUAUUCUUAACUGCUGUCAAGCUCAGCCAUGAUAAGACAGGAGCCAAAUAUUUACACAUUGCACGGGAAGAUUCCAAUAACCUGUUCAGUGUGCAGUUCCGGACUACCCCCAUGGACAGUACGGGGGUCCCUCAUAUUCUGGAACACACUGUGCUUUGCGGGUCGCAAAAAUAUCCUGUCAGAGAUCCCUUCUUUAAAAUGCUAAACAGAUCGCUUUCCACGUUCAUGAACGCUUUCACAGCUAGCGACUACACCCUUUAUCCAUUUUCCACUCAAAAUUCCAAGGAUUUUCAGAAUCUCCUCUCGGUAUACUUGGAUGCUGCUUUUUUCCCUUGCUUGAGACGUCUAGAUUUCUGGCAGGAAGGAUGGAGAUUAGAACACAAGAAUCCACGGGAUCCUCAGACACCCCUGGUCUUCAAAGGUGUUGUUUUUAAUGAAAUGAAGGGUGCUUUCACGGACAACGAGAGGCUGUUCUCUCAGCACCUUCAGAACAAAAUCCUCCCCGAUCAUACUUACGCAGUUGUGUCUGGUGGUGACCCCCUGAAGAUUCCAGACCUUACCUGGGAACAGCUGAAACAGUUUCAUGCCACGCAUUAUCAUCCCAGCAAUGCAAGGUUUUUCACAUACGGCAACUUCCCACUUGAGCAGCAUCUCAAGCAAAUCCAUGAGGAAGCCCUGAGUAAAUUCCAGAAAAUUGAACCAAAUACAGCUGUCCCGCCGCAACCCAUCUGGGAUUUGGGGAGGGAACACCGUGUGACCUGUGGCGCGGCUGCGUUUGGAACAGAUCCAAAGAAGCAGACGAUGGUCAGCGUGAGCUACCUUCUCUCAGACAUUACAGAUACUUUUGAAACCUUCACGUUGAACCUCUUGUCUGCCCUGUUGGUUGGUGGACCUAAUUCUCCUUUUUAUAAAGCUUUAAUUGAGACUGGCCUGGGUACAGAUUUUUCACCUGAUGUUGGGUUUAAUAACUCCACACGAGAAACCUACUUCAGUGUCGGCCUUCAAGGGAUCUCUGAGGAAGACGUUGGCACUGUGAAGGAAAUUAUUGCAAGAACUGUUGAUGAAGUGAUUGAGGAUGGAUUUGAGGAAGACUAUAUUGAAGCACUGCUCCACAAAACUGAGAUCGGGAUGAAACAUCAGUCAACAAGCUUCGGGCUUGCCUUGACUUCGAAUAUUGCUGCAUGUUGGAACCAUGACGGAGACCCCGUUGACCUUCUGAAGAUUGCACAGCAAGUGGCCCAGUUCAGAGAGUGCCUUAAGGAGGAUCCCAAGUUUCUUCAGAAGAAAGUGAAGCAGUACUUCAAGGACAAUCCCCACAGAUUGACACUCUCGAUGAGUCCAGAUGUGGCUUUCUGUAAUAAUCAAGCAGCAAUAGAAGAAGUGAAAUUGAAAGAAAAGGUUCAGGCACUUUCUGAGGAAGAAAAGAAGGAAACAUAUGAAAAAGGUUUGGAAUUGCUGGAGCUCCAGAGCCAGCCUGCGGAUACCUCCUGCCUUCCAGCUCUGAAAGUGUCAGACAUUGAGCCGAGGAUUGCAUUGACUGAGCUGGAGAUGGCUGUUCCAGCGGAGGACGUCCCUGUCCAGUACUGUGCUCAGCCCACCAACGGGGUGGUGUAUUUCAGAGCUGUUUCCAGCCUGAACACCCUUCCGGAGGAGCUCCGACCUUACGUUCCACUUUUCUGCAAUGUCGUCACUAAGAUGGGAUGUGGCGCUUUGGGAUACAGAGAACAGUCUCUACAGAUAGACCUGACUGGUUGCCUUUCUGUCAGCCCUCACAUCGCGGCCGAUGAUUCGCAUCUGGACGUAUAUGAGCAGGGUGUUCUCUUCACCUCUCUGUGCCUGGACAAAAAUUUGCCUGACAUGAUGAAUCUGUGGACGGAAAUAUUCAACAACCCCCAUUUUGAAGAUGAGGAACAUUUCAAAGUCUUGGUAAAGAUGACCGCUCAGGAACUGUCCAACAAUAUUCCUGAUUCCGGACACACGUACGCUUCGAUUAGAGCAAGCCGGACCUUGACGCCUGCGGGAGAGUUAAAGGAGAUGUUUAAUGGCAUGGAGCAGGUAAAACUGAUGAAGCGGAUUGCAGAAAUGUCCGAUCUUAAGCCUGUGCUUCGCAAAUUGCCACGAAUCAAGAAGUACCUCUUAAACAACGACAAUAUGCGGUGUUCAUUGAACGCUACACCUCAGCAGAUGCCCACUGCUGCAAAAGAAAUAGAAAAAUUUAUAAAGAGUAUUGUCAGGAGUAAAAAAGAACGAAAACCCGUCCGUCCACAUGUGAUUGAGAAGCCAUUAGACCCCAAAUCAGCUGGCCCUGAGGCACUGACAUGCUCCCAGAUCCCAAGGAAGCUAAUUACGGUAAGCCUGGAUUAAUUAAUUUAGGCAAUAGAUGU